AUGGUGGUGGUGGUGAUGCCAUACCAAUCAAUUCCAAGUGCAGCACGGAUCCUGAAUAUUGGACUGUUGAUGGUGAAAGAUAUACCAACGUUAGAAACUGCUGUAGGCUAUAGGACAACGGCAUCAGCGGUUUUAAUUGCAAGAGACAAAAUAAUUAACGAAACGCUUCUUCCUGGAUAUGAUUUCAACUUUACCGUCUUGUUCGACCAAUGCGAAGAAAAAACGGCAGCUGGGCUCACGGUUGAAUUCAUCCGUGAUCUGAAUAUUGACGCUAUUAUAGGGCCCACAUGCAGUAACCGAGUAAUCAAUCCAACAACAGCGGAAGUGCGGCGGACAUUAAAGGCAUCACCCCACGAAUCUGGAGUGGCACGGAUUUCUGGUGGAGUAUUCGCAUACGGGAUGAGGGUGUUCUCAAGGACAGAUGAUGUGACGCUCGCCUACGUUUCGGAGCUGAUGAGCAUGACGGAAACGGAUGUGAUACGAACGCUAAACAAUGCCAGCACACGUGCAAGAAUUAUUGUCAUCUGCUUGAACGAAGAAAACGAUCUGAAAAGAUCGUUUAUGCUAGCAGCGAAGGAUGGAGGGUUCCUAACCUCAGAGUACGUGUUCAUUUUUGCCGACACAAAAUCUAAAGGAUACACAAUACUAAUCGAGGGGGGCAAGCAGAGACGUAUUUGGGAAGACACUAUGAAUACAAACGACGGAAGGGAUGAUGAAGCAAAGAUAGCAUUUCAGCAUACUUUAGUUAUUUCCGAACAUAUGGGAGCUGGAGAUGUUUUCGACAAGGAAGAUGAAGCGUUUGGUAGCCUCGUCAUCUCACGAAUGAAGGAUCCUCCAUUUAACUGCACUGAUGAGUGCAAAGGAGAACAAUAUUCGAUUGCAAGCGCAUAUGCCGGUCAACUCCACGACGCAUUCUACGCUUACGCACGGGCCCUCAACUCAACACUAAAGCAAAAUAGAUCGUCGUAUCGAGAUGGAACUCAAAUCCUUCGCAAUAUUGUAAUGGAAUUCCAAGGAGUUUCGGGUAAAAUUGCAAUGGGAAAAAAUGGUACACGCAAACCUGUCUUCUACCUGGAUGGCUUGGAUAAGAGUAGAGAACAAGUACUACAUGGCACAAUUGAUGUAGAUGGUUAUUAUGGGUUAUUCCAACUCACAAAUGGAGCCGAAAUUUGGUGGUCAUGGGGAGGAGGACCACCACUCGAUGAACCUAUCUGUGGAUUCACUGGGAAACAGUGCCCCGAAAAUAUUCUUGCCAAAUAUCUUGCAUGGUUCAUUGUCGCGGCAUUUAUCUUGUUUUGUGGAAUAAUCGCUGGUUUUCUCGGGAUAUGCUACUCCAUCCAGGCAAGAAGGAAAGAGACUGAACGUUUAAACCAAAUGUGGCAAAUACCAUUUUGUUCCCUAGAAAGUGUUAGUAAAAAAAAAGACAACGUUGCGGCCAGGAAACAUGAAGUCAGGGUAAGAAUGGAGUCUCAGGAUUGCUACGAGAUGAGAAAGAUGCGAGAAGUCGAGAACGACAACCUGAACCGAUUUAUUGGACUGUGCUUGGACGGUCCUCAGCUGAUGUCAAUAUGGAAGUUUUGUUCUCGCGGUAGUCUCGACGAUGUUAUUACGAAAGGAUCUAUGACAAUGGACAAUUUCUUUAUGUUUUCGUUGCUUCGCGACAUUUCUAAUGGUUUGUCCUACAUCCAUAACUCAUUUCUACAGUACCACGGUUCUUUAACGUCCCAAUGUUGUUUGAUUGACGAUCGAUGGCAAAUUAAAAUGUCGAACUAUGGGUUGCGAAAAAUAGGCGCCCUUGAUACCCGCACUCCUAAAGACCUACUUUGGACGGCACCGGAGCUUCUCCGUAAAAGCGAUCGGUCUGGCACUCAGGAGGGAGAUAUUUACAGCUUCGGAAUAAUAUGUGCACAAGUCAUCACUAGAACUUCGCCGUGGGACCUCAGCAAUAGAAAAGAAGAUGCUGAAGAAAUCUUGUACAUGGUGAAGAAAGGAGGACACAUGCCAGCAAGACCUGAGUUAAACGUCGAUACUGACCUCGAUGUUAACCCUGCUUUACUUCAUCUCAUACGCGAUUGUUGGGCAGAACGAGCCUCCGAAAGGCCCACCACGUCAAUGAUCAGAUCGCUCAUGAAAGGAAUGAAUUCAAACAGGAACGACAAUCUCAUGGAUCAUGUGUUUAAUAUGCUUGAGACGUACGCUUCCAAUCUGGAAUCUGAGGUUGAAGAUAGGACCAAGGAAUUGAAGGAAGAGAAAAAGAAAAGUGACCUACUGCUCUACAGGAUGCUACCGAAACAAGUUGCUGACAAACUAAAGCUUGGUCAGUCAGUGGAACCUGAGACCUUCGACAGUGUUACCGUAUUCUUCUCAGAUGUGGUGUCUUUCACUACACUUGCCGGAAGGGGUACUCCAUUACAAGUUGAAACUAUCGGUGAUGGUUAUCUGUGCGUUAGUGGUUUACCGCACAGAAACGGUCGAGAGCACAUCAAAGCGAUAUGUAAUAUGUCACUUGGUUUCAUGAAAAGUCUCGAAGGCUUUCGAAUACCACAUUUGCCGCAUGAGCGGGUCAAUUUGAGAAUAGGAGCUCAUACAGGUUCCGUUGUUGCUGGAGUUGUUGGUUUAACAAUGCCGAGAUAUUGUUUAUUUGGUGAUACUGUAAAUACUGCGAGCCGAAUGGAAAGCAAUGGAAAACCAGGAAUGAUUCAUUUGUCCGCGGAAGCAAAUUAUUUGCUGCACGUCGUCGGAGGAUUUCAAACAGAGCUUAGAGGAGAGGUUAUAAUCAAGGGCAAAGGGGUGAUGGAAACCUAUUGGCUACUCGGUGCUGCAAACGGAGUUCAUCGACCACCAAUCCAAGAACCGAUUAUUACCAGCAGUACAGAACCUGCAGAAAUGGACGAAGAAGAUCGAAAUAUAACAACAGACUAUGGGGGAAUUUAUUCAGAGUUCAGGAAAAAAGCAGACGGAUUCUAA
This is a messenger RNA of Necator americanus (New World hookworm), 2967 nucleotides long. RefSeq lists its product as uncharacterized. The record is from RefSeq and is a predicted model, not a curated record. NCBI's taxonomy places the organism in Eukaryota, Metazoa, Nematoda, Chromadorea, Rhabditida, Ancylostomatidae. Gene Ontology annotation, cellular component: plasma membrane. The coding region runs from base 1 to 2967 and encodes 988 amino acids. Gene Ontology annotation, molecular function: guanylate cyclase activity; peptide receptor activity; adenylate cyclase activity. Gene Ontology annotation, biological process: intracellular signal transduction; protein phosphorylation; cGMP biosynthetic process. The transcript has 27 exons.